Messenger RNA from Vespula pensylvanica (western yellowjacket), 10718 nucleotides. RefSeq names its product WD repeat and FYVE domain-containing protein 3 (gene bchs). Gene Ontology annotation, molecular function: metal ion binding; protein binding. NCBI's taxonomy places the organism in Eukaryota, Metazoa, Arthropoda, Insecta, Hymenoptera, Vespidae. The transcript is spliced from 45 exons. Bases 141 to 10445 code for a protein of 3434 amino acids. The record is from RefSeq and is a predicted model, not a curated record.
UCGGUUGUGGGCCAAAGGAAACGACGAAUAUGAAAAUGGCUGCUGCUACUGAAAUAUUAAAUAUACCAGACGAAAAAGUGAUAUUACAAAAAAAAAUGUAGAGUUUUUCAAUCUGCAAUAAAUUUCAGUAACUUUUAAAUAUGAACAUAAUGCGCAAAUUAAGAGGGGGCACAAGCGUCGGAGGUAUGGGUUCCAGCAGUAUGGGUAGUUUAGAAGAAUGUACGAGCAGCACGAAUCCCCAACAUACUGCUUUGGGUCUUAUGCACCUCAAGAAACUUUUCUCUGAAUACAGCCAUCCUCCACAUCCUCUUUCUGAUGCUGAACGUGAUGAUAAAUUAUAUAAUAUGUUACCAUUGUUUUGCAAGGUAUUUGGGUCUAGUCCUUCUGGAGAUAUGAAUGAAAAAUUUUGGGAUAUUUUAGCAUUUACACAACAAGUUUCGCGAUUAAUGGUAUCUGAGAUUAGAAGAAGAGCAAGUAACCAAAGUAUUGAAACUGCAAGUUGUGCUAUUGUUAAGUUCUUAGAGAUAGAAAAUAGUGAAGAAUCAAGUAAUGGUUGGAUGUUACUCUCAGCAUUGAAUUUACUUGCGGCAGGAGAUGCAUCUCUGAUACAGGCAAUGACUGCUGCAUCUGUUCCAUCAACAUUGGUUAAAUGUUUAUAUCUAUUUCUUGACUUACCUGAGAUGAAUGAAGAGGAAGCUGAUAUUACUGAUGCAAACAGUGAAUUUACACCUAGGGAACGUAGAAUAUUACUACAAAAAAUAUUUGUUCAGUUAUUAGUACGUUUAUGCAGUCAUCCAUAUCCUGCAGAAGAACUUGCUCGUAAAGAUGAUUUGGCAUUAUUGUUCUUAGCAAUUACGAGUUGGUGUCCUCAGUAUAAUGUUAUGUGGCGUAAAAGCGCUGCUGAGGUUUUAAUGACGCUAUCCCGACAUGGUCUUACACAAAAUGUAGUAGCCUACAUACACAAUAAAGGAUGUAUAGCAUUGUGUAUUGAUAAUAUGCAACGUGUACCUGAGCUUGCAUUAUUGGAAGUUGUAGAAAUGUUUGUUACAGUAUUUUGUUUCUUGAAAGAUUCUAGUGAAGUAUCACAAACACUUUUGGAUGAUUUUCGUACUUGCCAGGGAUACAUUUUUUUAUCAGAUUUUUUGUUAAAACACGCUCCUUCGAGAUUAGAACAAGAUAGUAGAGCAGAAGCACAAGAUGCUAUUCGAAAUUUAGUGCUGAUGUUGGCAUCUUUGACAAUGUGUGGACAUACUGAAUUAAAACCAAGUCAAGCUAGUAUGGGUUCGUUAUUUCAAAUGCUUGGUUUUACUUUACCUCAACCAAGUAAUAGAGGAGGAAGUGUUCGAAAUAUUCAAGCAUUUCAAGUGUUACAAUCAGUAUUUGUUAAGUCAAAUUCGUCACUUCUUUGCUGUACUAUUCUUGAUGCUAUUUCAAGUGUUUAUCACAGUGAUAAUGCUAAUUAUUUUAUAUUGGAAGGACAGAACACUUUAUCACAAUUUGCAGAAAAGAUUCAUUUAAAAAAUGUAGAAAUACAACAGAAGUUCUUUCAGCUGUUGGAAUUCAUAGUAUUUCAACUUAAUUUUGUGCCUUGUAAAGAACUUAUAUCUUUAUCUAUAUUACUCAAGGCGAAUAAUUCUGUUACUUGUAGUAUCAUGUGUAUGGAAACGCUUCUGAAUAUACUUAGACACAAUACAAUUUUUAAAGAUGUAUACAGAGAAGUAGGCAUGUUGGAAGUAUUUGUUACUUGUCUUCAUCAUUAUGCUACAUUACUUAAAGACAAACAGGCUGCACAGGACCAAGGACUAGAAUAUAAAAUAUCCCCAGAAGAUGAACGUUUGGGUGCCUUAGUCAUGGAAGCUUUGACAACUUUGUUAGCUGGAAAUGUACAGAAUGCAAAUGUUUUCAGAGAAUGUGGUGGAGCACGUUGUGCUCACAAUCUCGUACCAUAUACAGAUUGUCGCUACCCUGCACUUGGGAUAGUAAGGGAAUUGAUACUUAGUGCUGGUGGUGAUGACGAUAUGGCAACUUUAUUAGGAGUUAUGCAUUCUGCACCCUCAAAUGCUUUGGUCUUAAAAACACAUAUAUUGAAGUCAUUACUAGCGUGCCUACGAGAAUCUCAUCGUACGAGAACAGUAUUCCGUAAAGUUGGAGGGUUUGUUUACGUUAUGUCGGUGCUUGUUUCUUUAGAGGGUCAACUUGGACAACAAGUACGAAAUAAUACUGAGCCUUGUAACGAUGUUGUGCAAAGAACUCCGCAAAAUGAAAUGCAAUUAUUAACAUUACUACAUGUGGUGUUCCAUACGAUAAGUACAGCAAUGCGUUUCGAGCCCGCAAAUGCGAAAUUUUUUCAUCAUGAGAUAUGUCAAUCAAGUCUAUGUGAUACAUUACGACUUCUUGGAUGUUUUUCAACACAAAUUAAACUGGCUGAAAUGAAUAUAAUACCUACUAUGAAUUAUCACAACAUGUUAUCAACUCUUUUCACUGGAAAUGUAUUAGAGCCAGCAUUUCCAGAUGGCAUGUCAAGAACAUUAGCAUAUGGGUGUUUAUUAUUACGACUUCUAUAUGAUGUUGCACUUGAUGCUUUUGAUAAACCUAAUAUGGCUGGCAUCAGUAUGAGAUCACCAAGUCAUAAACAAGCUAGUGUAGAACAACAAAAGUCUUUUGACUCUCCUGGAAGUGGAAAGAGAUGUGCCAUAAAUCCUUUAAAUCUAAGUCCUCCUACUCCCGAACCUAUUGUAGUUCAUCCUGGUAUUGUAGUUGGAAUGCUUCAUUUACUUCCAUCGAUAUCUGAUUCUUCAAAUCCACAACUUGCAUUAGCUCUACAAUUAUACAUAGCAGAAAUUAUUAAAAGUUUAGUACGUUCCGAAAGGAACCAACAGGUGAUGUGCGAAGCUGGUAUGGCGGGAGAAUUGCUAUCCAUGGGUAGAAUUGCUUUGCAAGAUGAAAUUCAUCCUUUACAUCAACCAUUACAAUAUAUAAUAGAGAGACUUGCAGCUCAAUCUUUAGAACCUCGAGAUUUAAGAGAAUUUUUACGCUUGGGAGAUCCUUUGUGUUGUAUUUCUCUUGAUGAUAUUGAACCAAACAAAUCUAGAGGAGGACCAGUGCCUCUAACACGUAUUAAAACUUUGGUAUCCAUGACAACUCCCAAAGAUUUCAGAGCUCAUGGUUCCUGUACUUUACCACCAUUUGUUGAAUUAGAUAUGAGUGCAGAAGGAUUUGCCUGUUUGUAUUUACCAAGUAUUGCACCUCAGAGUACAACCCCGCCUACAGUAGUAACUGCUGACAACAGUGUACUUGGAGGAAUUGGUUCUGGUGAUAGAUUAUUUCCACCACAAACUGGUUUAACAUAUAGUACAUGGAUAUGUAUCGAUAAGUUUAGUGAUCCUAGAACAGAUCCUCAUUGUGUAAGACUAUUAACAUUAGUACGUACUCCUCAAUCUUCAAGAGAUUUAAUUUGUUUGAUUGCUGUUCUCAGUGCUAGAGAUAAAGCUAUCAUUGUUUCUACUCAAGAAACGGCUAUGCCUCAGAAUGUUGGAGAAUGGGAACCUGAAGGUACUGGCGAAUGUGGAGCUCGAGUUUGGUGUCCUGAUUUGUUACAUGAAGGACAAUGGCAUCAUAUAGCAAUCGUAUUAAAUCGUGCUGUUUUAAAAAAUUCUAGUUUUUCGUUAUAUUUAGAUGGGCAGCACAUUCAUAGUCAAAAGCUUCAUUACAUCACUCAAGUUCCGGGUGGUGGAGCAGCUAAUUUAACAGUUGUUUCACCAGUUUAUGGAUAUAUUGGUACACCACCAUGCUGGAGACGAUAUUCCAGACUUACUUGGAAACAAGGACCAUGUCACUUAGUUGAAGAAGUAUUCAACUCUCAGAAUAUUGCAGCUUUAUUCAGAUUAGGUCCACAUUAUAUGGGAAGUUUACAAGCUCCACAGUUAUCAGGUCCAGAACCUUUGUCAGCUCUUGUAGUAGAAGAAAAACUAGUUUUUGGAUUAAAUGCAAAAGCUAUGUCUCAGUUGACAUUAGCUAAAAUUAGGAAAGUUUAUAGCAGAGCUGAUAAUAAGUCAAUUGCUAAACAGCUUGGUAUGUCAUCUCAUGAAAAUGCCACACCAAUUAGAGUCCUUCAUAAUUCUGCAGGCCAUCUUAGUGGACCAGCUCGAGCUUUAGGUGGUGUGGUUGUAGGAUAUUUAGGAGUACGAGUUUUUAAUCCUCGUCCCGUAGCUACUACGAUCGAUAAUGUGGGAGGAUGUUCAGUUUUGUUAGGUCUAAUAGCUAUGGCACAAGAUGUAGAAUCUCUUUAUGCAGCUGUUAAAGCAUUAGUAUGUGUUGUGAGAUCAAAUCAGGCAGCGCAACAAGAAAUGGAUCGCCGUAGAGGAUAUCAAACUUUAGCCAUGUUAUUAAGAAGAAAAUGUGCUCUUCUAAAUAGUCAUAUACUACAUCUCACAUUUAGUCUUGUUGGUACAGUUGACAGUGGCAGAGAAACCAGUGCAAUUCCUAAUGUUACAGCAUUUCAAGAUCUUUUAUGUGAUCUACAGGUUUGGCACGAAGCACCUGGAGAAUUAUUAAGAUCUCUUUUAGAACACUUAUAUGAGUUAAUAGCAGAAUCUAGCGAGAAACGUACAAAUUUACGAUUAAUGAGGGAUUUGCAAUUAGUACAUAAAUUAUUACAUAUUCUUAGUGAUGUUAAACAAAACAGCACACGACAAGUUUUACUCGCUUUGCUUAGUAUAUUAUUAAGUCAGCCAAGACAGGCUGAUUUACUCUGGUUUGGUCAAUUUAUUGUGGCUACUUUACCAUUAAAUUCAGAAAAACAUUUAAUUCUUAGAGAAAGUGAAGGAAAUAAAGAGGGAGAGGGUGAAGGUAUACUUUUACGAAAUCGUUGCUUACAACUUUUACACUCGCUCUUAUUUACUGGUGCCAAAGUGAAUAUAAAUAUGUGUGAAGAGUUAGCCAAGGUAUUAGGCCUAGACUGGAUAUUAUUAUUUCUUCAACCUAUUCUUCAUAGUACUACUGUUAUUUGGGGAUUGCGUAUACUAGUUGCUGUGUGUUCAGUACAGUCAAUUCUACAAAAAUUCAAAGAAGGCACUAGUAAUGGUGGUUGGCUACGUCAUACUGAUCAUAAUAAAAUGGCACUAGCACUUGGAUGUCAUCAACAGAUGUCUGGUGGUGAUAUUAAGCCUUCAGGCCUUCAUGUACCAGGAUUUCAACAUCUUGGAUGGUUACUACCACAACAUAUUGAUUUAGUUCCAGAACUUUAUUUUCUUUUCAUUUCUCUUAUGAUGGGACAACCAGUAAAAUUAUUACCAAUGGAUUCAAAACUAGAUUUAAAUAAUUUAUGGAAUUUCAUGUUUGGAGUUCCUGCAAAUCAUACUCUAUCUUCUUUUGCUAGCAGAAUAAGUCUUUGUCCGGAAGCUGUAGUCACAUUAUUAAUUAUGGUGCGAACUAUGCUGAACAACCAUUCAAAUAAUCCAGAAUCAUUACCUGUUUGGUUAACUGAUUACCCAGUGAUAAUAAUACAGUUCCUAUUUUUUCUGUACCAUAACUUCACUGACUUUAUGCAAGUGUUCAUGUCUGCUGAUGUUUUGGGAGCAUUAGCUGGUACUUUGUUUCCAAAGCCUGCAAGUUCUAGUCAAGAUAGUAGUGGCGCAAGUACACCAGCAGACGAGCAAGAACCAGUAUUGGUAAGAUCCCCAUCAAAGGAUAUUGGAUUAACAAAUCAUCCUGCAAAAAAAUUUGUUAUGGACUUUUUAAGAGUCAUCAUUGUAGACUCUCUUUCUCUGUCAGUAACAACAAAAUCUCCACCAGCUAUAGAUCUUGUUUUAGAAGCAUGGCCAGUACAUGCAUCUAUGGGACAACAAAUGUGUUACCAAACGGAAAUUCUGUCUAUUUUAAUGGAACAUCUUUUAGCUGCAGACGUUUUGAUUGGUGAACAAGCUGCACUUCCUGUUGUACCUGGUGGUUCUGUCAAUAAUAUCACUAGCAAUGUUUGUUACGUUGCGGCUAGGAUAGUAGAUAAAUUAUGGCAAGGUGCAUUGACAAAGAAUCCACAUGAAGUAUUCGAUUUUAUUGUUAAACUAAUUGGGCAAGCUAAAAGACGAUCUGGAGUAGUCAGUAUGGAAGGUCUUCAUCACUGCCUGAAUAGAACAAUUUUAUUCUUACUAUCAAGGCCAACAGAUUCUAUAGCUGAUCAAAUGGCUGUAUUAGAAGCAUUACAUAAACUUACUGAUCACAGAGUUUUAAUAUUUGGUGCUGGAAAUCAUGAGUUAGAGUUUAUUGGUUGCCUCACCUAUUGUUUGCUGCAAUUAACAGCUGAUAUAAAAAUUAUGUUAGAUACUAAUAUGAAAACAACAUGGCAUGUUAAUCCACAAGUUGAAUCGAGCGAUGAUAGAUUAACGUCUCACCAGGGUCACAAUUUAAUGGCUGUUGCAGCAAACAGGAUUUGGGAAGAGUUAUAUGUAUGCAAGAAACCUGCUAUAGAAGAAGUUUUUAAAAUAACUCUUCUGCUACCUGUAGGUAAUGAUCGUGCACCAGAAUUACCAGUAGUCAGAGAACAGGUACACGAAGCUGCAGCAAGACUCUGGUUGAAUUAUGUAGUUCUUGAAAGAAAAGCUUCUUAUAGAGUACCUUGGGAACUUCACAACCAAAUACAAUCGAAAAUUCAAAAAGUAACAGGAGGAUUAACAAGAUUAGCAAGUCGAACAAAAGUUAGAAAAGAAGAAUCUGUGCGCGUGAAACUUAGAUUGCAUCAGAAUACAGUGUCCCAAUGGACAGAACAACAUAUUGCAUUGGUUAGAGAACUUGCUGCAGCAAAAAAAUUACAACAUCAACAAACCAAUCAGCAUACACAACGCUACGUCUAUCAAGAAUGGUUGCAAACGGAAACAGAAUUAACAAGAGAACGUGGUCUAUGGGGUCCACCCACUCCUACUAAAUUAGACAAGUGGAUGUUAGACAUGACUGAAGGGCCUUGUAGGAUGCGUAAAAAAAUGAUGAAAAAUGAUCUUUUUUAUAUACAUUAUCCAUAUCGGCCUGAACUGGAACAUCCAGAUAAUAAACAGUUAAAGUACAAAGUGGCAACAAGCACAGAUAGUAAGGAGUAUUAUUUAAAACAACUUGGUAAUUCUUCUGGUAUGUUUGAACGAGAACGUGAUCCGGUAAUAGACGAUACCCCAUUAAAUGUUAAUGAGACUUCCACGGAAAACGAACCACCGAUGGUACCAUGUACCUUAGAACGUCAUGCCAGCGAACCAGAUGAAGUGCAAGAAGAUAAUGAACAAGAAGAAGAAAAUAAUCAAACGGUUCCGGAUAAUCAAACAUUAUUAAGAUUACUAGAAGAACAUGAAAAGAUCAGUCACAUGUUCAGGUGCGCAAGGAUUCAAGGUUUAGAUACAACAGAAGGCCUUCUAUUAUUUGGAAAAGAACACUUUUAUGUAAUAGAUGGUUUCACACUUUUAAAAUCGAGAGAAAUAAGAGAUAUUGAAAGUUUACCAGAAGCUUACGAACCAAUUUUGCCUUCACCAGGCUCCCCUAGAAGAUCUAGGGCAAUGAGACAAUGUUCUAAAUUCAAUUAUGAAGAUAUAAGAGAAGUGCAUAAGAGAAGAUAUUUAUUGCAGCCAAUGGCAUUAGAAGUAUUUAGUGGUGAUGGAAGAAAUUAUUUAUUAGCUUUUCCACGAAAAGUGAGAAAUAAAGUAUACCAAAGAUUUAUGACUUUUGCAACUGCUAUUGCUGAUAGUGCGCAACAGUCUGUAGCUGGUCAAAAAAGAACUGCUAAUGUAGAGCAGGCAACGGGCUUAUUGUCUAAUCUUAUAGGAGAAACAUCGGUUACACAGCGAUGGGUGCGAGGAGAAAUAUCAAAUUUUCAAUAUCUGAUGCAUCUCAAUACCUUAGCUGGACGUAGCUACAACGAUCUUAUGCAAUAUCCGAUAUUCCCGUGGAUCUUGGCUGAUUAUGAUAGUGAAGAGUUAGAUUUAACAGAUCCAUCAACAUUCAGAGAUUUCAGUAAACCUAUGGGUGCACAAAGUCCCGAACGAUUAUUACAAUUUAAGAAAAGAUAUAAAGAAUGGGAUGACCCACAUGGUGAAACUCCACCUUAUCAUUAUGGAACUCAUUACUCUUCAGCUAUGAUAGUAUGUUCCUACUUGGUAAGAAUGGAACCUUUUACGCAACACUUCUUAAGACUACAGGGUGGUCAUUUCGAUUUGGCGGACAGAAUGUUUAAUAGUGUAAAAGAAGCUUGGCUUUCUGCGUCUAAACAUAACAUGGCUGAUGUAAAAGAACUCAUACCCGAGUUUUUCUAUCUUCCAGAAUUUCUUGUCAAUUCAAAUCAUUUUGAUCUAGGUUCUAAACAAAGUGGUGUACAACUUGGAGAUAUUGUGCUUCCACCAUGGGCAAAACAAGAUCCACGAGAAUUUAUACGCGCUCAUAGGCUUGCAUUAGAAUGUGAUUAUGUUUCACAACAUCUUCAUCAAUGGAUCGAUUUGAUAUUUGGGUGUAAACAAAAUGGACCUGCAGCUGUUGAAGCUGUUAAUGUUUUUCAUCAUCUUUUCUAUGAAGGCAAUGUCGAUAUAUACAAUAUUGAUGACCCUUUAAAGAAAAAUGCUACUAUCGGUUUUAUAAAUAACUUUGGACAAAUACCAAAACAGUUAUUUAAAAAGCCACAUCCUGCAAAAAAGAUGACACAAAGAAUUAGUGUUAUAGAUCCUGGACCUAUCACACCAGGCUUAAGUAUUACUACAUCUGAUAAAUUAUUUUUCCAUAAUCUUGAUAACUUGAAACCAUCACUUCAACCUAUUAAAGAGUUGAAGAGUCCCGUUGGACAAAUACUUCACGUCGACAAAGCAGUAUUAGCGGUUGAACAAAAUAAAACGCUUAUUCCUCCAUCUUAUAAUAAGUAUGUCGCAUGGGGUUUUGCUGAUCAUUCGUUGAGGAUAGGUAAUUAUGACAGUGAUAAGGCAAUAUUUGUAUGUGAAGCUAUGAUGCAAAGCAGUGGAGAAAUUGUAGCUUGUGUUUGUCCAUCGUCCAAAUUGAUAGUAACAGCAGGAACAAGUUCUGUUGUCAUUGUAUGGGAGUAUGCAAAACGUCAAUUGUCGAUAAAACAAUGUUUAUAUGGUCAUACAGAUGCUGUAACAUGUUUAUCAUCUAGUACAGCAUAUAAUGUUAUCGUAUCGGGUUCUAGAGAUGGUACUGCAAUUAUUUGGGACUUAUCCCGAUGUUUAUUCGUUCGACAACUUCGGGGACACGCAGGACCAGUAGCUGCAGUAGCUAUUAACGAGCUAACGGGUGAUAUAGCCACUUGUGCUGCUACAUGGUUACAUGUAUGGAGUAUAAAUGGCGAAGAAUUAGCGAAUGUAAAUACAUGCGUUGGAAGAGCUGAUAGAAUGCAACAAAUUUUGUGCGUUGCAUUCAGUCAGACACAUGAAUGGGAUUCACAGAAUGUAAUAAUGACUGGAUCUACGGAUGGAGUUGCACGCAUGUGGUCAAUGGAUUUUGUGCAAGUGCCUGCGGAAGAGGAACAAUUGGAGGAACUUUAUGGUGAUAAAGAAGGACAAGAUGAUCCAAAUGUACAAGUUGACCAAAGUGAAAGUACAAAGAAAAGAGUUCACGAAUUAGUAAAACAAAUGAGUAUAUCUACUGAAGGAUCAGGGAUGCUAAUGAAAAGUGGAUCAGAAAGUAGCCUCUCUGAACCAGAGAAUACCAAAGAAGCUUCUAGAGCUCACGAGGAAAAAGAAGAAUGUUCAGAUAAUGAAUCUAGUAAUGGUUCAAAUAACAAAUCUUUGUCACAUUGUAACCAUGCUUCUGCAGUUAUAUUAAGACGAAAAGGUCGCGGAAAUCCAAUGUUUAGAAAAAGCGAAGGUGGAGGACGUGCUGAUAGCGAAGGGACACAAACAAGUAAAUUACACAACAACCCUGGAGAUACGGAAGGAGCCUUGAGAACUAGUAAAAGUGAUACCAGUUUAACUGAUAGUUUUGUAAUGGUUAAUGAAUCUGAUACAAAACCCAAAAAGAUUAAUCCACAAAAUGUUUUGAGAGAUGGAUUUAAAUGGCAAAGACAAUUAGUCUUUCGAAGUAAAUUGACAAUGCAUACUGCUUACGAUCGGAAAGAUAAUGCAGAGCCAGCUUCUAUUACGGCAUUAGCAGUAUCGAGAGAUCAUAGAACAGUGUAUGUUGGUGAUACUCGUGGUAGAGUAUUUUCAUGGAGUGUUUGUGAACAGCCAGGCCGUACAGUCGCUGAUCAUUGGUUGAAAGAUGAAGGAGCAGACACCUGUGUUGGAUGUGGUGUUAGAUUUAAUCUGUAUGAAAGGAAACACCACUGUCGAAAUUGUGGUCAAGUGUUCUGCUCCAGAUGUAGCAGAUUUGAAUCUAAAAUUUCAAGACUUGGAAUUAUAAAACCUGUUAGAGUUUGUCAAGCCUGUUAUUCUUCACUACAUUCUCAAUCUUCUACUGAGAAUAAUACUUAAUAUAAUAAUAUUAAAUAAUAUUUAAAAUAAUAAUUAUAAUAGUAGUAAUAAUAAUUAUAUACAAUAAUACAACAAUAAUAUUAAUACUAAUUUAAUAACAAUAAUAACAUUGAAUCUGCUGUUUAUUACUAAACUAGAUAGAAAUAUUGGUCGAAUGUAUAUAAUCAUGAGUAGCUAUUAAGCUCAUAGUUGAGUAUCUGUACAUGAAAGACAAGGUGUGGAUUUUAUUCUAUUUGUGUCUUGUAGAGAAUAUACACAGGUUACAUGAUUCAA